Molecule: messenger RNA, 1209 nt
Organism: Vicia faba (fava bean)
Lineage: Eukaryota; Viridiplantae; Streptophyta; Magnoliopsida; Fabales; Fabaceae
Source: the annotation of a GenBank genome assembly
AUGGAGCCAUCAACCGAAACAAACCAAGAGCAAAAGGAAGAGCAGGAGGUGGUGACUCCAUGGGAGGUUUCCGGCAAAGACGGAGGCAAAAUUGAUUACGACAAACUCGUUGACCGUUUUGGAUGUCAAAGAAUCGACCAAUCUCUCAUUCAACGGGUCGAACAUCUCACUUCUCUCCCCGCUCACGUCUUCCUCCGCCGCGGCGUUUUCUUCGCUCACCGUGAUUUUGCUGAGAUUUUGAAUGCAUACGAAAAAGGAGAUAAAUUUUACUUAUAUACAGGACGUGGACCUUCUUCUGAAGCUUUGCAUUUAGGUCAUUUGAUUCCGUUCAUGUUCACCAAGUAUUUGCAAGACGCUUUUAAGGUUCCACUGGUUAUACAACUCACUGAUGAUGAGAAGUUUUUGUGGAAAAAUCUUACUGUAGAUGAGUGCAGAAGACUUGCACGCGAGAAUGCAAAGGACAUCAUUGCUUGUGGUUUUGAUAUAUCAAAGACAUUUAUCUUCUCUGAUUUUGAUUUUGUCGGCGGUGCCUUCUACAGGAACAUGGUAGAGGUUGCAAAGCGUGUGACUUAUAACCAGGCUGUUGGCAUUUUUGGGUUCACUGGGGAAGAUCAUAUUGGAAAAGUUAGUUUUCCACCUGUGCAGGCAGUUCCAUCAUUUCCUAGUUCAUUUCCUCACCUAUUUUCUGGCAAAGAUAAUCUCCGUUGUUUAAUUCCUUGUGCGAUAGACCAGGAUCCUUAUUUUAGAAUGACACGAGAUGUUGCUCCUAAACUUGGAUAUCACAAGCCUGCUUUGAUUGAAGCAUUAUUCUUCCCCGCAUUACAGGGGGAAACAGGGAAAAUGUCUGCCAGUGAUCCCAACUCAGCAAUAUAUGUUACUGAUUCUGCAAAAGAUAUAAAGAAUAAGGUAAACAGACAUGCAUUUUCUGGUGGGCAAGAUUCUGUAGAGAAACAUAGACAGUUAGGGGCAAAUAUUGAGGUAGAUAUACCUGUCAAAUACCUUUCUUUUUUCUUGGAAGAUGAUGCUGAACUUGAACACAUAAAGAAGGAGUAUGGAGCGGGACGCAUGCUAACUGGUGAGGUGAAGCAGCGCCUAGUUCAAGUUUUGACUGAACUAGUGGAGAGACAUCGGACAGCUCGAGCUAAUGUGACCGAUGAGAUGGUUGAUGCAUUUAUGGCUGUAAGGCCACUUCCUCACAUGUUUGACUGA